Molecule: messenger RNA, 502 nt
Organism: Dreissena polymorpha
Lineage: Eukaryota; Metazoa; Mollusca; Bivalvia; Myida; Dreissenidae
Exons: 2
Coding region: 13-351 (112 amino acids)
Source: RefSeq, a predicted model, not a curated record
UCGAGAAGUACAAUGCCUUCUCUACCUGUCAUGUUCAUACUUGGAGCAGUGAUUCUGGUUUUGAUGAUAGCAGGAUUGCUGCAAACAAGAAGGAGGGUGUUCUUCGAAGGCCGAGAACUCAAUUGUCAUGCGAUCGACAUGCGUAUUGUACUUGUUCAAAACGGACAUACAUAUGCGAAUGCUACUGCUCUUCCUGAUGUUCAUAGAACCUGCAACGUGUCUUCGUCACACUAUUGCACUGGUUGCGGCUGGACAAUGGAUGAAGAAUAUCGACAGAACAUACAGAACAGAGAGAAUCCUAUCCGUUUGAGCAACACUGUAGAGCUGAUAGAAAUUAUUCAAGAUGAGUAGAAAUACAUACUGAUUUGGGAUUACAAUAGCGACAUUUGCUUAUUAAUACACAAUAUAACACUGAACAGUGCUUUCAAUUUUGACACUGCACAUUUCUUAUUCUAAUUUUGUAUGCAUGUUUCGUAAAUGCGGUGUUUUUCUUUUGUUUCGA